Messenger RNA from Linum trigynum, 4498 nucleotides. Lineage: Eukaryota; Viridiplantae; Streptophyta; Magnoliopsida; Malpighiales; Linaceae. The record is from the annotation of a GenBank genome assembly.
AUUUCACAACAACAUUUAGAAUUUUAUCAACCCUUCUUUCCAUUCUAUCAUGUCAUUGAAUUAUAAUAAUUUGGGGGAAGAGAUCAGGGGAAGGCAGGGGAAAAGUGGGUUAGAAAAAAGGAUAGAGAAAGGAAGGCAGGGGAAUCAGGGGAAAUCGUAGGAGCGGGAAAGAAGAGAAGCAAUGAAGAGGAUGAUAUGGAAAUUGAUGGUGAAGAAGAGGUGGGUUACAAGCAUGAGGGGAAGAGAUCAAAGGAGGAGAAAGAAAGAUUCAAACAACUACUACCAGAGGCGGUCCCUGUUAAGGAACAGGGCCGCCUACAACAAUGAGUCUACUCUGUCUCAACUGCCAAGGGUUAGGGGAUCCCAAGGCAGUUGCAGUACUGGGAUCGACGAUAAGAUUCCAAAAACCCCAAAUCGUGUUUCUUUCAGAAACAAAGUUGAAGAAGAGUGGCUGGGAGAAAACAAUGAGGGAGUUGGGUUUCAAAUACGGGAAUGGAGUGCCGGUUGAAGGAAAGUCAGGUGGCUUAUGUUUGUUUUGGCAGGAAGGGGUCAACCUGGAAAUAAAAGGUACAACAAAAUUUUUUAUGGAUGCAGUAAUCAAAGAUGACAGAGGUAGAGACAAAUGGCGAUUCACGGGUAUAUAUGGUUGGCCGGAGAAAGAAAAUCAUCAUCGUACAUGGGAUUUACUCAGGGAGCUCAAUGAUGGAAGGGAUCUUCCAUGGCUCUGCGCAGGGGAUUUCAAUCAAUUGUGCUCAAAUGCGGAGAAAGAAGGAGGGAAUCUUGUAAGUGAAACUCGUUUGAUGGGAUUCAAUAACGCGUUAAUGGACUGUGGAUUGAAAGAUCUCGGUCUUGUGGGAUAUCCUUUUACGUGGGAUAACAGGAAAAGUGGCCAGGAUCUUAUUGAGGAAAGACUCGAUAGGGCGGUAGCAAAUGGAAAGUGGAUGGAUCUCUUUCAAAAUGCCAUGGUCCUCCAUCUAGAAGGAGUGGUCUCUGAUCAUUUACCAAUCCUAAUUGACCCUUUUGGAGAAAAAGAAGAGGAGAUUAGAUGGGGUAAGUGUUUUAGAUUUGAAUCCUUCUGGGCAAAAGAUGAGGAGAGUGGGGAGAUAAUCAAAGAAGCCUGGGAAGAAGCAAGUUGGAACACCUUGGACCAGAGUUUAAAGAGCUGUGAAAGAAAGCUGAAAAGUUGGAGUGAGACAAAGUUUGGUGAGAUUCCGAGAAGAAUUUCCCAGAUCAGAAGGAGCUUACAAGGUAUGAAAUUGCAAAAGAAGAACAGUACUUGGAGAACAAGGAAAAGACAGCUGGAACUGGAACUGCAGGAUCUUCUGUACAAAAAUGAACAGCGGUGGAAACAAAGAUCCAGGAUGGAAUGGCUAAAGGAAGGGGAGAAGAACACAAAGGCUUUCCAUGCCAAAGCAUCUGAAAGAAGGAAGAAAAACACCAUUAAAAAGCUUCAGGAUGAUCAGGGUAGAAUUCAUAAGGGUCAAGAAGAGGUGACUGGGUGCUUAUUCCAAUACUACUCCAAGCUUUUUGAAAGUAGAGCAGAUCAGAACUGUUGGAAAGUAAUCGAUGCAAUUGAGAAGAAGGUUACUGAAGAGAUGAAUCAGAAACUUCUCAGGCCCUUCACGGCAGAGGAAAUCCAGGCUGCUUUAUUCCAAAUGGAUGCUACCAAAGCACCAGGAGAUGACGGCUUUCCUUCCUUAUUUUUCCAAAAGAAUUGGAGUACCAUUGCACCAAAAGUAACUGAAGAAUUGACGGGCUUUCUCAAUGGAGGCAGUCUGCCUACAGAGCUUAACAGGACUCUUAUUGCAUUGAUUCCAAAGGUAAAAAAUCCUAUCUCUCCCAAAGAAUAUAGACCUAUUAGUCUGUGCUCUAUUCUGUAUAAGGUUUUAUCUAAGACAAUUACAAACCGGCUAAAAGGAGUGCUGAAUGAUCUCAUUUGUGAAGCACAGAGUGCUUUUGUUCCUGGAAGAUCGAUCACUGACAAUGUGAUAGCUGCUUUUGAGUGCUUCUCUACUAUGAAGAAUAAGAACAAAGGUGAUAAAGGCUUACUUGCUCUCAAAUUGGAUAUGGCUAAGGUCUACGACCGAGUAGAAUGGAUUUUUCUUGAAAGAGUCAUGGUUAAAUUGGGAUUUGAUGAGAAGUGGAUCAAGCUUAUUAUGAAUUGUGUUUCUUCUGUGUCUUAUGCAGUGUUGGUUAAUGGCCAUAAAUCGAAUUUCUUCAAUCCUGGUAGGGGACUGAGACAAGGAGACCCCCUCUCCCCGUAUUUAUUCCUGCUUUGUGCUGAAGGGCUUUCAGCUCUGAUUAACAAAAGCGGGAAGGAGAAGAAAAUUCAUGGCCUGAAAAUUUGCAAUAGGGCUCCAGUGGUCUCCCACUUGCUGUUUGCUGAUGAUUGUAUAAUUUUUGCUAGAGCCACGGUGGAAGAGUCUAAGAAACUGAAAGAAGUGCACGAAGAUUACGAAAAGGAAUCUGGACAAAUGGUAAAUCUGGACAAGUCAGAGAUCUAUUUUAGUAAGAACACGCUGAACAACAGACGACAAGAGAUCUGCCAAGUGUUAAAGAUCAAGGAAAGAGACAAACUUGCUAAAUACCUUGGCCUACCUACUAUGGUGGGGAGAUCAAAGAAGUCGGUGUUCAGUAAUCUCAGGGACAGGGUUAGAAACAAGCUGAUGAACUGGAAAAAUAGGUACUUUUCAGAAGCAGGGAAAGAAAUUCUGAUCAAGAGUAUUGCCCAGGCUCAAACGACCUACGCCAUGUCGGUGUUUAGGAUCCCUGAUGGAAUUUUGGACGAUAUACAUAGCUUGAUAGCUAAUUUCUGGUGGGGGCAGAAAGGGAAUGAAAGAAGGAUUCACUGGAAACGUUGGGAGAAGCUGUGUAAGAAGAAGAAUCAAGGAGGAAUAGGUUUCAGGAAUCUUAAAGUGUUUAACACAGUCAUCCUGGCAAAGCAACUCUGGAAUCUGAACCUUAAUCCUCAGUCACUGGUUGCCAGAUUGUUGAAGGCUAAAUAUCAUCCAAAAAGCAGUAUUCUGGAAGCAAAAGUGGGAUGGAGACCGAGCUAUGUUUGGAGGAGCUUGAUGAGAGCUCAAGACUUAUUAAAAACAGGCUGCAGAUGGGGGAUUGGAACGGGGGAAGAGGUCCAUAUCUGGAGAGAUAGAUGGAUUCCAGGGCUUGAUGAUUACCGGGUUUUUUCUUAUAGCUCUUUCCUGGAUUGGGACUCAAAAGUCUCUUGCCUCAUUGACCAAGAAACAAGAACCUGGAGAAGAGAUUUGAUUGAGAUAAUGUUCACUCAGGAAGAGCAGCAAGCAAUUCUGGAUAUUCCUCUUUCUCCUGGCUUGGAUAGGGAUUCCUUAUGCUGGACUGGUACGGAAAAUGGAGAUUACACUGUCAAGUCUAGAUAUGAUAUGGAGUUGAACAUAAUUGGGGAGGAGCUGGCAGGGAGUGUUGAUGAUCAGGAAUUGAAUACUGGUUGGAAUAAACUCUGGAAACUGAAUGUCCCCGGGAAGAUCAAAGUCUUUUUAUGGAAAGUGGCUCAUAAUAUAGUUCCAGUUGGUGUUAAGAUUAGCAAAAAGAGUAAAAGAAGAGGGGACGAAUGCCCAAACUGUGGAAUGAAAGAAACUUUAAAACACUGUCUGGUGAAUUGCAGUUGGGUGGGGAGGAUCUGGCCAAAAACGCCUGUUGCAAGUCUGUUCCAGAUGGCAGAUGGCCUUUCCUGCAAAGAGUGGAUAUUCAGGGUGAUAAAGGAAGCAAAAGAAGGGGAAAUUGAAAGAUUCAGCUCUCUGCUUUGGUUUUUCUGGAAAGAAAGAAAUAACUGUUUGUUUAAUAGCAAAAUGCUACAUGAAUGGGAAGUGUUUACAAAAGCUGAUGACUUCAUACAAGACUAUGUUGCAGUGCAGGGAAAAGACAACAACAGAAGUGGAAGAGCAGAUAGAAGGAUUCACAGAUGGAAGAAGCCACCAGAAGGAAUUUAUAAACUCAAUUCAGAUGCGGGUUGCAGUGGCAAAGGAGAGGUGGGAAUGGGUUUCAUUAUCAGAGAUUGGAAUGGCAAAAUGAUCCUGGCUGGUAGCAGAACAGUCAAGGCUGGCUGGUCUCCUGAGAUUGCGGAAGGAAUGGCUUUGAAGUUUGGUUUGGAGAAAGCCAAAGACAAGGGAUUAAGGGUCAUCCAGGUGGAAUCGGAUUGCCAGAGACUGAUCAACAUUCUGAAUGGAAGAGAAAAUAGUAGAACAGAGAUUGAGAGUGUGUGCAGUAGCCUUAUUUCAGCUGGGUCGGAGGUUAAUGUGGUGGAUUGGAGUUUUGUGUACAGGGAAGCAAAUGGGGUUGCUCACCUCUUAGCACAUUUCUUCCCUUUUAAUGUUUUUAGAGACAAGGUUUGGCAGGAUAGUGCUCCUGGGCAAAUUGCUGAUGUAAUUGCAGCAGAGGCUGACUUUUGAUUUCUAUGAAAUCUAUUAUUUUCUCAAAAAAGAAUUAUAAUAAUUUGGAAUUUAAAUAAAAACUAAACGAAAGU